Messenger RNA from Populus nigra (black poplar), 1940 nucleotides. RefSeq names its product INCREASED PETAL GROWTH ANISOTROPY 1-like protein 1. Gene Ontology annotation, cellular component: chloroplast outer membrane. Lineage: Eukaryota; Viridiplantae; Streptophyta; Magnoliopsida; Malpighiales; Salicaceae. Bases 220 to 1527 code for a protein of 435 amino acids. The record is from RefSeq and is a predicted model, not a curated record. The transcript has 5 exons. Gene Ontology annotation, biological process: chloroplast organization.
CACUGCAAAUUGCAAAAGAGGGAAGUAUAACAAAUCACAAUUUCUGGUUCACAAAAAGUCAGAAAUACCCUGCCCAGGAUACCAUGUUCGGCAUGCCUGGAGUGCCAUUCUAAGCAUACUAAGGGGUAUUCUAUUGAGCAUCACUCUUCAGGCUUAGGUGAGAAUACCUUGCUUCAAAAGUAAGAUCAUUAAAUAAAAGGGGAAGGAUCUAGCUAUUGAAUGCGACUCCAAUCUUCUUCUGUUAUUAUUUUGAUGAAAGCAGAACGAGAGAGUAAAAUGCGGAAAGAAGAGGAUGAAUCACUGAUCAUCUACCUCAAGAAAGAAGUCGAAGCUGCUCUGCUAAGGACUGAUUCUCUGGAGAAAGAAAAUCAGGAAUUACAACAGGAAGUAGUUCGUCUAAAAGCACAGAUAAGUUCACUCAAAGCACACGACAAUGAGAGAAAAUCCAUGCUUUGGAAGAAGUUACAGAACCCCAUUGACAGCAGCAAAACUGAUGUAUUUCUACAGAAACAAUCAGACUUUGUCAAAGUGAGUGAGGAACAUUCAAGUCCAAGACCGAGCAUACAGGAAUUACCAUCAAGAAAAGAGAAACUGGCAAAAGUACCAAAUCCACCACCAAGGCCUACUUCUGUAGCCCCUUCAUCACCCAAGGAAGUGAACAGCAAUAAAUUGUCACCAGCACCACCACCUCCACCUCCGCCACCGAAGAUGUCUGUUGGGUCAAAAACAGUGCGCCGCGUGCCAGAAGUCGCCGAGUUCUAUCGUUUGGUUACAAGGAGAGAUGUCCACAUGGAGAACAGAAUCAAUUCAGCGGCUAUUCCAGUAGUUGCAUUUACUCCUAGCAUGAUUGGAGAAAUUGAGAAUCGUUCCACUUAUCUUUCUGCUAUAAAAUCGGAUGUGGAAAAACAGAAGGAAUUUAUCAAUUUCCUAAUCAAAGAAGUGGAGUCUGCAGCCUUCAAAGAAAUAUCUGAUGUUAAGGCAUUUGUGAAAUGGCUGGAUGAUGAAUUAUCAUCUUUGGUUGACGAAAGGGCAGUAUUGAAGCAUUUCCCACAAUGGCCAGAACGAAAAGCAGAUGCUUUGCGAGAAGCUGCUUUCAACUAUCGAGACCUAAUAAACCUCGAGUCUGAAGUUUCAUCAUUCCAGGACAAAAAAAAAGAGCCUUUGAUCCAAGCCCUGGGAAGAAUGCAAGCAUUGCAAGACAGGUUGGAGCGAAGUGUAAACAAUACAGAAAGGACUAGAGAGAGCAUGAUCAAGAGAUACAGGGAUCUUCAGAUCCCAUGGGAAUGGUUGCUGAACACAGGGUUGAUCGGUCAGAUGAAAUUAAGUUCUUUGAGGCUGGCCAAGGAUUACUUGAAAAGGAUAACUAAAGAGCUGCAGCUUAAUGAAUGCUCAGGAGAAGAGAAUCUUCUGCUUCAAGGAGCUAGAUUUGCCUAUCGUGUACACCAGUUCGCAGGUGGUUUUGAUGCUGAGACCACACAUGCAUUUCAAGAGCUAAAGAAGAUUGGCAUGGGUAGUCUCGAACAAUAGAGAGUUAAGUAUAUUCAAUUCUAUAGAAUGGGAGAGUUUCAUAAAUUAUGAAUUCAAGUUCUAAGAUCCUCUCUUAUGGGUAAAGACAUACUAAUCACUGGUUUUGAGAACAAUGAUACCAAGCACCUUGAUCAUCUCAGGCUUUCAACAAGCACCAAUCAAAACAAAAGGGUAAGGAGCACCGGAUGGCAAUGAAUGUAUAAUAUAAAUUCGGACUAAAUCUUACGAAUUUAUCUGUCUAAGUAACUUGGGCAAAUUCUUGAUUGCCUGAAGGGGAAGAAGGCAUUACAGUCUGUUUUUGGGAAGUUUUUUCACUGAAUUUCUGAAAACAUAUUCUGUAUUCUGCAGUUCGGUAAUGAUAGUUCACUGAAUGCAUGGGAAAACAUUCAGUAAAUCUGUCGGAUUUCCCCCAA